Lytechinus variegatus (green sea urchin) is the source of this 1978-nucleotide messenger RNA. Its product is annotated as involucrin-like. The coding region runs from base 150 to 1964 and encodes 604 amino acids. The record is from RefSeq and is a predicted model, not a curated record. The transcript is spliced from 6 exons. Gene Ontology annotation, molecular function: protein binding. Lineage: Eukaryota; Metazoa; Echinodermata; Echinoidea; Temnopleuroida; Toxopneustidae.
GAUGAUGAUGCUCAUAAUAGAGGCGUUUGCUCAAACUGUGCAGACGAAAAACGAGAACCUUCAAGAAGUUAUUUUAUUCAGAAAGUUGAAGAUCAGGCUGACUUUACAUCACUCUUCUUCGAACUAAAAUUUGUCGUCAAACUUCCAGCAUGAAGGAGGAGGAUAAAAGAAAGAGGGGUUUCCAUGGUAACGGAAACCAACACAUGUAUUUGUUGGUCAUAGCGAUGGCCGGAGUUUUCUUCGCCACCCUUUCCUCUGCUCAAGAAGUGGAAUACUCCAGUGUAAGUUUCAUCAGUUCCGAGGACGUGUACCUUCUACCGUGUGUCUACCGGGGAGUCCCCUAUUCCCAUGGAGAGAGUUGGGCGGUGGACGAUUGUAGCACCUGUACCUGUGCAAACUCCACCAUAGAAUGUGUGAUCCUUGGCUGCCAACCCACUACCUGUGACAAUGUGAUACAUCCGCCCGGCGAAUGUUGCGCAAUGUGUCCCAACAUCGUGAAUGUCAGUGAAGUUGCUCCCGUUGCAAGGGUUACGUCGACUCCCAAGCUCAUGUCCGGCAAAAAAAACCGAAUGCUGCUGAAUGUCUCUAUCAGCUUCCAUGAGACUGACUUGACGACGGGUGUCCAGGGCGAGGACCUCUGGAACAUGACCAUCUGGACAAGCCGGAAUCCUAACGGGGAGGGCUUCGCCUACAGCGUCGCCAAGAACGUCCUCAAUGCUGAACAAAGAUCUCAGAGACACCGUAAGGGCAAGAAGUUCCCUAAGCUGCGGAACAUCCCGUACACCCUUGACGCUCGUAGGAUGUCUUGUGACGACAUGCAGUACAUAUGCGUCCGCUUCGAGCAGGCUAUCAAUCCAGGGCACGUCAACAGAGCUUACGUGCCCUUCUACUUCUCUGGAUACCCAGACGACAAUGUCCUCACUGGUUGUACACCUGCACCAAGAUGUAAAAUUGUAAAACCGAAAUCGGUACCAACGACAGCUAGGCCGGCAACCACUCUCCGAACGACAACUACUCCCACGACGAUUCCAACGACAUGGCCUCGAUGGACAACAGCAUGGCCUCGAUGGACUCGUGCACCAACUCUUCCUCCUACGCGUCCUCCUACACUGCCGCCUACGUUCCCACCAACCCUCCCACCAAGACGAACAACACGAAGACCAAAGUUGAAGAAGACGAAGGAACCGAAGAGCACUCCAGCGACGCUUCCGCCAACACUUGCACCAUUGACAACGUUAAAAUUGAACGAGGCGUUGGCAGUUGGGUCAACGAUGUACGCUACGUUGCCUCCGACAUUGCGUCCGACAGUGCGUCCUACAACGGGUGUUCCUUAUAUACCAAGAUUUGUGCUAGAUGAUUCAGAGUCAAAUGAAGCAUUUGAACUUGUACCAAUGUAUCCGCUGGCUCCUCAAAGAAAUUCUAACAGACCAAGAAGCCGGAACAGAGGGCGUAACAAGUGGAGAGCACAUCGGUUUAAAGCUGCAGCUGAGGCCGCCGGGUUUUCUUCGGAUGAGGUGACACAAAUAAAACAAAAGAAAAUAUCUCGACGUCGACAACAGGCGGCCAAACGCAAACCAGAACAACCAUUACCACUUACACAAGAACAACAGGAGUACAGACAACAACAACAACAGUUAUACCAGCAACAGCAGCAACAAUAUAAUCAGCAAAUGCAAUAUGAACAACAGCAACAACAACUGCAAUACGAACAACAACGACAGCAGCAAUAUCAAGAGCAGCAACAACAAUACUAUCAGCAACAGCACCAGGAGAAUAACCCAUACCCAUACGGUGAUGUGCAAGAGGGGCAAAUAAACCCCUUGUUUCAACGAGAAAGGGAGAAAGCAAUAGCUGAAGGAACAUUACUUGGACCACAACAAGGUUGGCCGGCUGCAUACAACAAUGGAUAUACAUGGCAACAGUACAUGGAAGACAACGCGGAUUAUAACUCCCAGGAACGGUGAACUAAGAGGAUUUC